AGUAACAUUUUGUUUUAAUUUUCGCCUAGAUCCAUAGAACAAAAUGACUGAAUUUCAGGGCAGAGGCCACUUACUUGACGGUGGCUUUAGCCUUCCAUUUUAUCCAUAUCGCUCAUAUAUCAAAUACAUUUAUAAAAUCGUAGUCUUUCAAGCUGCACUGUGCUACAUUCUGUAUUCACUGGGCGUAACGUUCUCCCUCGCUUCUUACCAUGAUCAUCUGACCGCCCUUUAUACACUGUUCUUUGGUAUCGCUGUUCUAUUAUAUGAAUCGAAUUCACCAUUUUCUGGGCUAAUCACCGUAAUUCUCCCCGCCAUAGAGGAAGACAUGGUCAAGCACGCCCUUUACUUCCUAGUUGGAGUUCCAAACAUCUUCUGCUUCGAGAGUUUUUACUUCCAACUUGGUUCUAUCAUAUUCGCGGUCGUUGGACUCCUCGGGGCAGCAACUUCCUUCAGGUAUGGAAAUCUGCUCGGAACUUACUUGGCAGCCAGUGAGCUUCCAACCACAGAAUAGACAUUUUAAACUGGCAUAUGUCCAUAAACU
This is a messenger RNA of Theileria equi strain WA, 541 nucleotides long. RefSeq lists its product as hypothetical. NCBI's taxonomy places the organism in Eukaryota, Apicomplexa, Aconoidasida, Piroplasmida, Theileriidae. The record is from RefSeq and is a predicted model, not a curated record. The transcript is spliced from 2 exons. Bases 44 to 511 code for a protein of 155 amino acids.